This is a messenger RNA of Mycosarcoma maydis (corn smut), 2724 nucleotides long. RefSeq lists its product as uncharacterized. The transcript has a single exon. Bases 1 to 2724 code for a protein of 907 amino acids. Lineage: Eukaryota; Fungi; Basidiomycota; Ustilaginomycetes; Ustilaginales. Gene Ontology annotation, molecular function: protein binding. The record is from RefSeq and is a predicted model, not a curated record.
AUGUCGAUGGGCGGGGGCAACAACAAUGGCAAUGCCAAUGGCGGCAACAUGGGUGCUGGCCUCGGCUUUGGCAUGAUCAGCAACGCCAACCAGAUGCACAGCAACAUGUCCAAUGGCGUUCAGUCACAGGAGACUGGCAACUCUCAGCCCAAUUCCGAGUACACUCUCGCUGGCAUCCUGCAUCAUUUGCAGGGCGAAUGGCGAAGAUACGAACGCGAUCGCAACGAAUGGGAGAUCGAGAGAGCCGAGAUGCGUGCGCGCAUCGCCUUGCUCGAAGGAGAGCGAAGAGGCGUCGAGAACCUCAAGACCGAUCUCAUGAGGAGAGUCAAGAUGCUCGAAUACGCACUGCGACAGGAGCGAUCCAAGUAUCUAUCGUCGAGUGGCGCCGUUCAGUCGUCUUCAUCUCCACUUUCUUCGCAGGCACCUCAAGUCAAGAAUCCGCUCUUGCAGGGCCUGGAAAGGGGUACCAUCAGCAGCGGCCGCAGUUCGCCCGCUCCGUUUGCAGAUUCUGCUCCUCCAACGUCGGCCAACGCUAGUGCCCUUGCAGCCGGCCUGCUGUCGCGAUCUACAUCGAGCGCAAAGGAUCCCAAAUCGCGUGCAAAGAGCCGCGAAUAUCUGAAGCAAUGCCUGCAAGAAAUCUCGUACCUCACUUCAGCCUCCACAAUGAAUCCGCUCCCGGAUCGCGGCAUCGCCUCGGGCUCUUCGGUCAAUGGCAAUCACAUACAGAGCGCGCUGCGACCAAGAAAAAUGAUGCUUGAGAGUGUACCACCCACGCUUCCCGGGCCUACAGAGUCGCAUGCAGCUAUGGCAGGAUCGAUCAGUCGCGCAUCGGCGGCCACUGCACUUGGUGUGCCGAAUGCCAAGGCUGGUCGACCUGGUCGUUCGCCUCUGUUCGCCUCAGAGCCUGUGCUCGAAGAAGGAAACGAGGGCGAGGAGGUCGUCAGCGGUGCCGCGUCUUCGGGCGAGGCUGGAACAGAGCCGAAAGAGCAGCACAGCUCUGACAGCUCUGACAGCUCUGACAGCUCUGGUAGCUCCGACAGCAUUGCACUUAAGAACCCGUUGAGUGCCACCUUCGUCGAGCCAGAAGCAUCGGGCGAUUCCAACCCGAACGAUUGUUCUGAUGAACGCGACCAGGAUGACGCACCAGGCAGCUCAGGUUCUUCCGACUCGUCACGAUCUUCGCAAUCAACAGACUCGCGCGGUACUUCAGCCAGCAGCCUCACUGAUCAGGAACUCGAUGAUCAGGAGCAAGUGACGGCGAUCUACAAGCCCGGCGGUCGAGACUGGCAAAAGCUCAAAGAGGCUAGUCUACAAAGCCGAGAGCGUCGAGAAGCGGAGCGACAGAGCCAAAUUGUGGGGGAAGCUUCGAUCAUCUCUGAAGCGCAGCAGCAGCUGGCGAUCACGUCAGAAAAGGUGAAUCAGCUCAUGAACCGCAGCGGUCGCGCUCCGGGUCCGGAGCGCAAGGACGAAGAUAAUCUUGCCAACAUCAGUCUGACGGACGAAGAUGAGGAGGCCGUCAAGGAGGCAGCCGACGCAGCGGCAGACAGCCAGUUGUGGAAGUCGAAAAAGGUGCUGCGCAGCCAUUUGGAUGCGGUGCGGGCUGUGGCAUUCUUGCAGAAUGAGAUGACGCUGCUCUCGGCUUCGGACGAUAACACGAUCAAGUUCUGGAACCUGGAUGCGGGCACGUUGAAUCAGCCUGCGGCCAAGUCUGGCACCGACAGUCAACCAAUUGUGACGUUCCGUGGCCAUUCUGCCGGAGUGACGUGCCUGGCGGUGUCGCCGAACAAGCGGCGGUUCUACAGUGGCAGCUUGGACUCGUCCGUCCGUGUGUGGCAGCUGCCCGAUAGUGGGUUGGACGCAUACCCGCCGUUUGAAAAGUCGAUGGAGCUGGGCUGUCUGGUGGGACACUCUCAGGCGGUGUGGGAUGUCGCUCUGCUUCCGGAUCGCUCCGACGAAGAAGGACGAGUCGCAAGCGCUUCAGCAGACGGCACGGUAAAGAUCUGGAGCGUGCGAAGCGGCAACACUGGGGCAGGUUCGAACAGCAACGGCGAUAGUGGUGUUGGCGCGGCGCCUGCAAUUCUACAGCUCAGCUGGGAUUACUUUGGCAGCGAGCCUUGGCCGGAUACAGCCAAAGAGCGCGAGAACCUGGAAAAGAGCGGUACGCUGCCGGUGCCUACGUGCGUGGACGUGUGUCACUCGGAUCUGCGGCUGGUGGCUGUGUCGUACUCGAACUCGGUGGUGAAGCUGUUCGAGGUGGAUACGGGCCGCCAAGUGCGACAGCUCAAGAGCGACGAGACAUACGAUGGAACGGGCGAGACACAGAUCAACAAGCUGGUCACACAUCCAACUUUGCCCAUGCUGAUCACGGCGCACGAAGACGGCUACAUUCGCAUGUUUGAUCUGGACAGUGGCGCUUGUACGCUGUCGAUGGUAGCGCACCUGGACGCAGUGACUUCGCUCGACAUUGACGCGUCCGGUCUGACGCUCGUUUCUGGAGGACAUGACUGCAGCGUGCGGUUCUGGGAAAUUGCGGGUGGAUCGCUAGCGGGCAAAGACGGAGCUGUGACAGGAGGUGAAGGGGACAAGUCGAGUGCGGUAUGCAGACAGGAGAUCAGCUCGCAUCGGAACAAGGCAAGUGAAGGAGUGCUGGCGGUCAAGUACCAUCCGACAGCGCCUUACUUUGCUUCUGCUGGUGCAGACGGCGUUAUCCGCAUCUACGGAUGA